Molecule: messenger RNA, 4661 nt
Organism: Anastrepha ludens (Mexican fruit fly)
Lineage: Eukaryota; Metazoa; Arthropoda; Insecta; Diptera; Tephritidae
Product: protein toll-like
Exons: 3
Coding region: 146-3550 (1134 amino acids)
Biological process (GO): immune response; toll-like receptor signaling pathway
Cellular component (GO): membrane
Molecular function (GO): protein binding; transmembrane signaling receptor activity
Source: RefSeq, a predicted model, not a curated record
GCAGUUUGAAAUUCACGUUCAGUCCUAGCGCUGCUGGUAUUGCUAACACAACUGAUUAGAAAACGAUCGUAAGAUACAAUUAAAAACGAAAAGUGAGUGAAAAACAGUAACGAAUAAAACAAGCAUUCAAACAACAGGCAUCAUCAUGAAAAUGCUGCAAUAUCACACGCCUCCCGUCAGCGAGUGCGCGCUGUCCUCCACACAGCAUCGCUCAACGCCAACCAAUUUCAGCCUAUCGUGGCGCAGCCGCAUCCUCGCGUUCAUUGUGCUCAUCGUUGCUUGCCAACUGCCGUCGUCCACUUUGGCCGCUUUCUCACAAAAAGACUGUCGUGAUCUGGGCGCGAACUCACAUUGUCAGUGCUCAACGAUGCCCUCGCGCUUCGAGAUUCAAUGUCCGCCCAUGGACUUCAAUCAGAAAUUCACACUUCAAAUCAGCCCAGGCGAACACGUGCAAAUCGAGUGUGAUCAUGUGGAUGCGCGCGACUACAGCCUGCUGCCGCGCAUGUCGAUCGGUACCAGCAAAAUCGUGCAAAUCCGUCACUGUCCAUUGCCCGGUCACACGCCCAUCGCACGUCUCUUUGAGCAUUUGGGCAUAACAAAGGUGAAUUAUUUGAUGUUUGAAAGCGGCGAGUUGGGCGCCAAUCUGACGCGUCACCAUCUCAGCGAUCUGGGAAAUUUGGCGCAUCUACGCUUUAGUUCGAAUAGUUUAACCCAUAUGCCGGCGGAUUUGUUCGCCGAUUUGGGUAAUUUGAAUUGGUUGGAUUUGCGUUCGAAUAAUGUGAAUUUGACGGAGAAACUCUUUGAGCCGUUGAAAAGUUUGACAUUCCUCGAACUUGGACACAAUAAUUUGAAAACUUUGCCGCGUGGCAUUUUUAAGAAUCAACAAAAACUGCUGCAUCUCAAUUUGUGGGGCAAUCAAUUGCGUAAUCUGACAAAGGAUGUAUUCGAGGAUGCUACCGCACUCACCGACAUCGACUUGAGUGCCAAUAAUAUUGAAACAUUUGCGCCAGAUGUUUUUCAACCGCUGACGAAUUUGAGCAGCAUUUACAUCAAUGCCAAUCAUAUACGUGAAUUGCCGUAUGGGCUUUUCGCCAAUAAUAAAAAUCUCACCGAGUUCCGGCUGAUCAACAAUCGUGUGGCACUCAUUACACUGCCUUCCGGUCUCUUUGCAAAUUUACCACAUUUGAAGGAUGUGCGUUUGACUUGCGAAUUGGAAACCGUGCCCGAGGAUCUAUUCGCAAACUCAACAAAGCUUGCAAAUCUCACCAUGAAGGAAAAUAUGCUGACCACUUUACCGGAGAAGCUGCUGAUAGAUCAACACGAACUCUAUGAUUUGGAUCUGACGCAUAAUCUCCUAAAAACCUUGCCGGAUGGCUUGUUCCAGAGCACAAGGAACUUGGUGGAACUCAGACUAUCGUAUAAUCAACUCAGCGAAAUCUCAAGCGAACUUUUCAAUCCACUCGUCAAUCUAGAAAUUCUGCACAUCGACAACAACAAUUUGUUUGCAAUUAACAUCAAUGCUUUCCGUGAUACGGCCAACUUGAAAUUCCUGAAUUUGGAGAACAACAAAAUCGAUCUCGCUGAAGCGCAUGCUGCCAUACUUGAGCCCAGCCAGCAUCCGAACUCUGAGUUCGACGCCAAUUCACCAUUCCAAUUCCUGUUUCAACUGCAGGAACUCAAUUUGCGCAACAACUCCAUCAUGUACAUCUUCAACGAUUGGAAGACCCAGCUGCUCGAGCUGCAACAACUCGAUCUCAGCUACAACAAUAUCACCAUAUUCCACGACCAGGACCUGCAGUUCCUCAGCAAACACGGUGUCACGGUCAAUCUAACGCACAAUCUCAUACACGAAAUCAAUUUCAAUACAAUCAGAAUCAUAGAUGUGCCUUUUGUGGACCGCUUGGUGCACAUAGAUUUGAACGAUAAUCCGCUCCAUUGUGACUGCCUCAUGUUGCCCUUCUUGCAGUUCGUUUUCGGCGAGUUUAAAGACAAGUUCGAGUACAAAAUCGAGCUAACAACAUCCAAUUUGAAAUGCGAAGGCCCACCGGCAUUGAAGGAAAAGUAUUUGCGCGAACUCAGCUACAUGGAACUUGUGUGUCCGCUCGAUGACAGCGCCUCCAGCGAAAAGCGUUGUCCGCGUGCCUGCGAAUGUUGGGUGCGUCCACACGAUCUGAUGCUCUUGGUGAAUUGUUCGAAUGGCAAUAUGACGCGUUUACCAACACUACCACACGAGCCACUACUCAAAGGCAUUGAGCUAUUUGUCGAAAACAAUAACAUUGCUCGGCUGCCUUUGGCCACUACAACGGGUUAUGCUGAUGUGAAGAAGAUCCAUGCCGCCGGUAACCAAUUGCGUCAGAUUGAAGCAAACAAUUUGCCAGUGGGACUGCAGUACUUGGAUGUGCGUCAUAAUAUGCUACAGCGGCUAAAUACGAGCACACUAAACUUGCUGAACAGCAGCACCUCACUCGAGGGGCUUCUGCUAUCGCACAAUGCCUGGAUGUGCGACUGUGAAGCGAGACCUUUGCUUGAAUUCACACAGACCGCCAAAAUACUACAGAAGCUAACCGUGCGUGAUUUCAAUCAGAUGCGCUGUGCCGCAGAUCCGGCGAAACCGCAAAAUGUGCAAGGGUUCAAAGACAUUUCCGUCGCUGAUAUCUGUCCCACCGAAAUGGGUUUGGUAAUCGCAUUCGGCAUCAUCAUCGCACUACUCGGUCUAAUAAUAGGCAUCGGUGUGGCGCUGUACUACAAAUACAAUCAAGAGAUUAAAGUUUUUCUCUACGCGCAUAACUGGUGUCUGUGGUUCGUUACCGAAGAGGAGCUGGACAAGGACAAGAAGUAUGAUGCGUUCGUUUCCUACUCCCACAAAGAUGAAGCCUUCAUCGCCGACUAUCUCGUACCCGAACUCGAACAUGGUCCGAUACCAUUCAAACUGUGCAUACAUGUGCGUGACUUCAUUGUUGGCGGCUGCAUACCUGAACAAAUUGUACGCUCGGUGGAUGAGUCCAGACGCACCAUUGUCGUGCUAUCGCAGAACUUUAUCGAAUCAGUGUGGGCGCGCAUGGAAUUCCGUGCUGCCCAUCAAUCGGCGCUAAAUGAGAAACGCAAUCGUUUGAUUGUUAUCAUCUACAGUGAUAUUGAAAACAUCAACAAUUUGGACAGCGAACUGCAGGCAUACCUCAAGACGAACACCUAUCUAAAAUGGGGCGAUCCAUACUUCUGGGAGAAGCUGCGCUAUGCCAUGCCACAUCCAAGCAGAAAACCAGGUGGCGGCCUGGAGAAGACUGCAAUGAAAAGUUCGGUCGAUGAUAAACUUGAACUCAUCAAACCAUCGCCGGUGACACCUUCGCCCACUACACCACCCGCAAUAGCGGCAAAGAAUCCGCUUAUAGCGCAUCUGAAUGGCGGCACACCACAAACGGCGAUUAUCAUACCGAAUGGGAAGAUGGCAAACGGCACAGCGGCAAACUAUCAAUUGAAUGGCAAGGCACAGAAUGGGCACAUCAAUGGCGCUUUCAUUAUCAAUACAAAUGCCAAGCAAAGUGAUGUAUAGAACAGGGAGAAGGCGGAAAUGUUUCAGUUCGACGACGAUUUGUUGUUCCGAUGAGCCAGAGACAUCAACGCGUUUUAAGGCGACAAUAGCUGAGAGACAGCAAGCGGGGAGAGAAGAGAAAGAAAGGGAGCCUACGAAGAGUGCAGCUCUGAAAUAGAAAGGCUUGUACGAUUUGAGAAGGAAUUAUGCGGAAAUUACGCGAACUCUUUUGAAAAUGGGAAGCAGCAAUUCGAAAUUCAGAGUUGCAAGACAAAAGAAAUUUUCUUAUGCUAAUUUUUUCUAUUUUUAAUAUUCUUUUUUUUGUUUGGUUUAUGUUUUGAAAUUAGACAGACAUACUUACAUACAUGUAUAAGUGACUGCUUGCAAGAAAUUAUCCUUAAAGUUUCUUAAUUUGAACAAAACAAAACCGUCACAGGGAUAAGUGUUAUACUUUUAGGCAUUUCUUAUUAUGCGCUCAUACAAUUGAAAAAUUGUAUAAAUUAUGUCUAAGUUACUUUUUAACUGAGGAUAGGAUGGAUAUUCGGCACCUACUCGAAUUAUUAAAAAAGAAUGUUUUAUUUUCUUUCACAUAAGCUUUUAUAUAGUCACAAAUCAAUUUACUUUCUCGAAAAAUAUUUGGUAUUUUUUUGCCUUGUAAAAAAUAGUAUCUCACAUACAAACGUAUUUUUAUACUCUCGCUAGCAUUAAGCAUGUAAGAAAAUAGCCGAUAAUUAUAGCUAAGCAGGAAAAAAUAUUUAUAACAAUUUCUAACAUUUAAGAAAAAAUAUAAAAAUUUCCAAAAUUUAUGAAAACAUGUUGAACAGCGUAAAACAAGCUCAUUUUAAUUAAGCUCAAGAUAAUUGUGUUCAUUAAAACAAAAAAAUACAAAAAAUGUAGUAGCUAUUUCUGCGGCACUUUUUUAAAUUAAUAAGAUAGGAAACUCAUUUCGUUGAAUCUACAUUUCCAAUUUUUUGUUAGAAAUGUAAAAGAAUUAAAAUAUGCAUUUUUAGAACUCGCAAUUCAUAGAAAAUAAAAUAAAAAACAAUAAAAAGCAGAAAAUUUAUAUUUUUUGUUUUUUUUUUUGGGACUCGCAUUUCAUAGAAAAUAAAGAACACAAAUAAAAAGCGGAAAA